UCUUUAUCAGUUCUAUUUCAUCGUUACGCUGUACAACAGACCCAAAGCCCAACCAACAAGAGGAAGAUGACUGGCCGUGGCAAAGGAGGCAAGGGACUCGGCAAGGGAGGCGCCAAGCGGCAUCGGAAGGUUCUUCGCGACAACAUCCAGGGCAUCACCAAGCCGGCUAUCCGCCGGUUGGCUCGUCGUGGUGGCGUCAAGCGAAUCUCCGGUCUCAUCUACGAGGAGACGCGCGGCGUGCUGAAGGUGUUCCUCGAGAAUGUGAUCCGGGACGCGGUGACCUACACGGAACACGCCAAGCGGAAGACCGUGACCGCGAUGGACGUCGUGUACGCCCUGAAGCGCCAGGGACGCACGCUCUACGAAGUAAUCGAAGCCAGUUCAACAACCGCGAAGACGAUGGCCCGUACCAAGCAGACCGCUCGCAAGUCCACCGGAGGAAAGGCUCCGCGGAAGCAGCUGGCCACGAAGGCCGCUCGCAAGAGCGCCCCGGCCACCGGUGGAGUCAAGAAGCCCCAUCGCUACCGGCCCGGAACGGUCGCCCUGCGUGAGAUCCGUCGCUACCAGAAGUCGACCGAGUUGCUGAUCCGCAAGUUGCCGUUCCAGCGGUUGGUCCGCGAGAUCGCGCAGGACUUCAAGACCGACCUGCGCUUCCAGAGCUCGGCCGUGAUGGCCCUGCAGGAGGCCAGCGAGGCCUACCUGGUCGGUCUGUUCGAGGACACCAAUCUGUGUGCGAUCCAUGCCAAGCGCGUGACCAUCAUGCCCAAGGACAUCCAGCUGGCGCGUCGUAUCCGUGGUGAGCGUGCCUAGGCGCGUAUUCUGAACGGAAGAUUCGACGGAUCUCCCAAAA
This is a messenger RNA of Culex quinquefasciatus (southern house mosquito), 850 nucleotides long. RefSeq names its product histone H3. The transcript is spliced from 2 exons. Gene Ontology annotation, cellular component: nucleosome. The coding region runs from base 67 to 810 and encodes 247 amino acids. Gene Ontology annotation, molecular function: protein heterodimerization activity; DNA binding; structural constituent of chromatin. Lineage: Eukaryota; Metazoa; Arthropoda; Insecta; Diptera; Culicidae. The record is from RefSeq and is a predicted model, not a curated record.